Molecule: messenger RNA, 3626 nt
Organism: Verruconis gallopava
Lineage: Eukaryota; Fungi; Ascomycota; Dothideomycetes; Venturiales; Sympoventuriaceae
Exons: 3
Coding region: 392-3112 (906 amino acids)
Biological process (GO): proton transmembrane transport
Cellular component (GO): membrane
Molecular function (GO): antiporter activity
Source: RefSeq, a predicted model, not a curated record
AUGACCCGUCGCUGGCUACACGCUGCUCAUCUGAUGCUGAGCCCUGAUGCCACCCGUGCGAGCCAGUUUCCUCGUGACAUCGGCCGGUCGUCCCACCGGUCACCUUCUCGGCCGCCGUGAUAGGACUGGCGCUCGCAUCCGUUUCGCUCUCCCCGCGGCCGCCAAGCGGGCCCAGCACACCCCGUUCUUGGGACGCACCACUCACCGUAUUGCCCACGACCAGCCGUUGCGACUGCUCGCCAUCUGACCCUCCUCCGAUCCGGGAUCCUACUUAAAUAGGUCCCCAGCUUUCCCCAGGACAAGGUGCUGCCUGCGGGAGCCGGAUCGCACGCGGCCUCUUGCUUUCGCUCGCAUUCCUCCCUUCCAUCGUGCUUCAGCCAGGCUUGCCGUCAUGGCUUCCGCCGCAAGCACCGUCCUCAGAACGGUGACGAGGACGGUUUCGGCCUCGUCGACACCCAGCUCGACAACCCGCGCCACGCCGCAAGGCGGCAUCCUCGAACAUGGCAAUCCGUCCGUCUACGACGCGAAGAACCCGAUUGUCAUGUUCAUCAUCCAGGCGGGCAUCAUCAUCAUCUUCUGUCGCCUGCUGCACUAUCCGCUCAAGCACAUCCGCCAGCCUCGCGUCAUUGCCGAAGUCAUCGGAGGCAUCCUCCUGGGCCCUUCGGUCAUGGGCCGCAUUCCAAACUUCUCAAACACCAUCUUCCCGCAGUCUUCCAUACCCAACCUCAACCUGGUUGCCAAUCUCGGCCUGAUCAUGUUUCUGUUCCUCGUCGGCCUGGAGGUCGACCUGAGGUACCUCGUUCAGAACUGGAGGAUUGCCGCCAGCGUCGGUAUCGUUGGCAUGGGCCUCCCGUUCGGGCUGGGUGCUGCCAUUGCAAAGGGGCUGUACAAUCAGUUCAAGGAUGAGCCCGGCACCGUGCCCAUCAGCUUUGGCGUGUACAUGCUCUUCGUCGGCGUCGCCAUGGCCAUCACCGCCUUCCCGGUCCUUUGCCGGAUUCUAGUCGAGUUGAAAUUGCUCAACACGCCGGUCGGUAUCAUCACAUUGUCGGCUGGUGUUGGAAACGAUGUCGUCGGUUGGAUCCUGCUUGCCCUCUGCGUUGCGCUUGUGAACUCGGGUGCAGGCGUGACUGCGGUGUAUGUUUUGCUGACUUGCCUUGGCUGGAUUCUAUUCAUGGUUUUCGCCGUUCGACCCGCCUUUAUCUGGCUCUUGCGCAAGACUCACAGCAUAGAGAAUGGACCCUCUCAGGGAAUCAUAGCUCUGACAUUGCUGAUCAUGCUUGCGUCUGCAUUCUUCACGCAGGUCAUUGGAGUCCACGCUAUUUUCGGUGCCUUCUUGGCCGGCAUCAUCUGCCCUCAUGAAGGUGCAUUUGCUAUCAGAGUGGCGGAGAAGAUUGAAGAUCUGGUCGGUGCGAUCUUCCUGCCUCUCUACUUUGCGCUCUCCGGCCUUAGCACCAACCUUGGCCUGCUCAAUGACGGCACUGUCUGGGGCUAUGUCAUUGCUAUCGUUGUCGUCGCCUUCUCAACAAAGUUUCUGGGCGCGGCCAUCGCUGCUCGUCUCAACGGGCUGGUGUGGAGAGAGAGCUUCACCAUUGGCGCUCUGAUGAGCUGCAAGGGUCUUGUGGAACUUAUCGUCCUUAACAUUGGCCUGCAAGCAAAGAUUCUCAGCCAGAGGACCUUCACGAUGUUCGUGGUUAUGGCGCUGGUCACCACCUUUGCCACCACGCCCCUAACAGCCGCUCUCUAUCCUCCAUGGUACCAGAAGAAACUCGCCGCUUGGAAGCGCGGAGAGAUCGACUGGGACACUGGUAGGCCAUUGUCUGAGGACGACAACAGCGCGGGCGACAGUUUGGCGUAUGAGAAGAUGGAAAAGAACAAGAUUCACAAGAUGCUCGUGUAUCUCCGCCUGGACAGCAUGCCACCUCUCAUGGCGUUCAUGACCACUCUUGGUGGAAACACGCCCGCGGCUGCGCCGAAGCUGCAUCCCAAACAUGCUAAGAGCCAGGUCGGUGAGAGAUCUAACGAAAGCUCCGCCGCACUCGUUAAACCGAUUGAAGCCUACGGCGUUCGAUUGCUCGAGCUCUCCGAUCGAGACUCGUCGGUCAUGCAGGUAUCUGAGAUGGAAGCAUUCGACCAUCUCGACCCUCUUGUCAACACGUUCCGCACCGUCGGUACCAUGCACAACUUCGCCGUCGCUGGCGAAGUUGCCAUUCUUCCCGACCGACGAUUCGCAGACGCCCUUGUCACCAAGGCCCAAAGCGUCAAUGCGGACUUUAUGCUGAUUCCUUGGACCGAGACGGGAAGCAUGAACGAGGCACAACCCAUCUCGUCGGAGAAUCUAAAGAACAAGCUUGAGUCAUCAAACUACAUCAGCUUCGUGCAGGAGGCGCUUGACCAAGCAACUUGCAACACGGCCGUCUUCGUGAACAGGGACUUCGGCGGCACCGCCUCACACAGAGCAGGCCGGCCGGGCAUCUAUCGGACAAAGUCCGUGCAGAGCAUCAGUUCCGCCAAGUACGACGACGUCCUCGCUCCGAUCAAGGAUCGCUCGCACCACAUCUUCUGCCCGUUUUUCGGCGGCGCAGACGACCGCUACGCGCUGCGCCUGGUGCUCCAGCUGGCAGAAAACCCCGAGGUCACGGCGAGCAUCGUCUUCUUCGAGACGGACGAGAGCUACUUCCACGUCGACCCCUCCGUCGAGGCGAUGGCGUCCAUGACCUCGAGUCGCAGCCUAGGCAACAAGGCCGACGCCUCUGCGGCGCGCACCCGCUCGCCGCCCGGCGAGCACGACGCCACCUUCUUCCUAAGCCUCAAGAACAGCAUCCCCGCCACGCUGGCUGGCCGCGUCGUCUUCGACACGGUCCGCACGGGAUCGGCGCCUCUGAAGGCAGCCCUGGCCCGCGCCGCCGAGGAGGUCGGCCAGAGCCCCCGCAACGCGGGAGACCUCGUCGUCUGCGGCCGCAACGCCUCGCAUCUCGACUCGUUCGCGAAGGAGACCGCCAGGGACGCAGGCGAUGCCAAGAAGUGCCUCGGCGCCGUCGGCAUCGAGCUCGCCAACUCCGCGUUCAAGUCGAGCGUCAUCGUCGUGCAAGCAAGCGCGAACGGCACGGACUGAAUCACUGCAAGGGGCGUAUCGACUCAAGGGAAAAUAAAAAAGCCCCGGUUUUGCGGCCUGGCAAGAAAGAGAUCGUAGAUUUGCUACCCCUACCCCCGCUCCCCCCAACCCUCCUUAGCAUAUACAACGCCAUUCCAAUCUCCAUCGGUUACGGCAGGAAGAGGAGGGAGGAGGAGGGUUGGCGGCGUAUAUGCCGUCCCGCUGAUGGGCUAGUACCCAGACGUAAUGAAGCGAACGUCUCCCUUUUUUUUGGCGCAGACGAGAGAAGAGCAUAAGAUCCGCCUCUAGGUUUUUUUUUUCUUUCUCAUCUUGACGAAGAAUAGACGAAUCGAAUUUGCGAUGAUAAAUCUCUGCAUCAACAUGGUACGCUUUCCUUCCACCACUCUCCCUCUCCUCUCUCCUCUCCCUUUCUCCCUCCCUCCCUCUCUCUCUCUCUCUCUCUCUCUCUCUCUCUUUCUCAAAGGGUAUUGGUAUGCUAUUAAUGUCCAUGUCCUCAAUGCUACAGGGUAUCAUU